This is a messenger RNA of Lacerta agilis (Sand lizard), 1175 nucleotides long. RefSeq names its product ras-related and estrogen-regulated growth inhibitor-like. Gene Ontology annotation, molecular function: GTPase activity; GTP binding. The transcript has 4 exons. The coding region runs from base 231 to 944 and encodes 237 amino acids. NCBI's taxonomy places the organism in Eukaryota, Metazoa, Chordata, Lepidosauria, Squamata, Lacertidae. The record is from RefSeq and is a predicted model, not a curated record.
ACUCUUCCCCCCCCCCUCCCUCUCUCGCACUUGGCGCUUGUGCGAUCCCGGGAGGAGCGAGCGGCGGCGCACCCCAGCCCCCUCCUGGGCGGAGCUCGCCGCUGCGCUCUUCCGAGAGCCGCCGCCGGGACUGCUGCGCGCUCGCCCGGGCAGUGGCGCGGCGGAGCUGGAGCCGACGAGGCGCACGGAGAUCGCGGCGGCUGAUCCGCGGAGAUCGCGCUUGCUUCGCCAUGAGCUUCCCUCGGCCCUUGCGCCGAUCCGUCAGCCUGAGCUCUGCGCGGACCCUGAGGCUCGUGGUGCUGGGACAGGGCGCCGUGGGCAAAACAGCUUUGACAGUGAGAUUCAUCACUAAGCGAUUUAUUGGUGAUUAUGACCCUACUCUAGAGAUGAUUUAUAGGCACACAGCUGUCAUCGAUGGAGAGAUGGUGCAUUUUGAAAUUCUUGAUACAGCAGGACAGGAGGAGGAUUCUCUACAAAUUGAAGAGAAGAUAAAGUGGGGAGAUGGCUUUGCUGUGGUUUACUCCGUCACUGACAGGUGCAGCUUCGACGAAGUCAUGAGGCUCUGCUUCCUUAUCAACCACAUCCAUUCCAGCCCAAAGCGGAGCAGCGCGAGUGGAGAGCCGCCCAUUGUGAUUGUCGGGAACAAGAAGGACCUGCAGUUUGACCGCAUGGUGUCCUCUGAGGAUGGGGAGAACCUCUCCAAGGCCCUGAAGCAUCCUUUCUACGAGAUCUCUACCAGGGACAGCUAUGAGGAGACGGUGGUGGUUUUCAACACUUUAUACAAUGAGCUGAUGAAGCAAGGUCAUUUUUCCCCAGGGUCCUUCAAGAGGCGAGCAGUGUCUAAACUAAUGGAAAAGAUCCCAAAGAUUCACGCCAACUCAACUCUGGCCUCGGGUGGCAGGAGCCUGAGCUUCAAUUCCUUCAGGGACUACAUCCCGGAAUGAACUUCUGCACAGGCCAUUGUGAAAUGAUGGGCAAUUUACGCAGGGACCAGCUGGAGUUGGCAAGGGAGAGUGUGCAGAGCUGGUGAACUGGCAAGUCCAGAGACCUGUGCAUUGUUAGGAAAGGUGUUGUUUUCCCCUAACUACCUUUAAAGGCAGGAAGGUAACAGGGUGACCCUAGACCAGCUUUGUGGUACAGCAGACAUUAAGACCAACCUGACUUGGUCAGACCAA